GUUACACAAGCCACUAAUCAGAUUGUGAUGAACUGUGCUGACAUCGACAUCAUCACAGCGUCCUUUGUGCCAGAGGGAGGAGAAGAAAUUAAUGCUACGGGAUUCAACUAUCAAAACGAGGAUGAGAAAGUCACCCUGUCAUUUCCUAGCGCUCUACAGAAAGGCUCCGGCGCGUUGAAGAUAGACUUCGUCGGGGAGCUGAACGACAAAAUGAAAGGAUUCUACAGAAGUAAAUAUACAACCUCUGCCGGAGAGAUCCGCUACGCUGCUGUCACACAGUUUGAGGCCACGGACGCUCGCAGAGCCUUCCCCUGUUGGGAUGAGCCAGCUAUCAAAGCCACCUUUGACAUCGCUCUGAUAGUUCCCAAGGACCGAGUAGCCUUGUCAAAUAUGAAUGUCAUUGAUCGAAAGCCAUAUCCAGAGGAUGAAAACCUUGUGGAAGUGAAGUUUGCCACCACACCUAUCAUGUCAACAUACCUUGUAGCUUUUGUCAUCGGUGAAUAUGACUUUGUGGAGAGCCAAUCAUCAGAUGGUAUAACGGUACGCGUCUACACACCUGUCGGGAAGGCAGAACAAGGGAAAUUUGCACUGGAGGUUGCGACUAAGACCUUACCUUUCUACAAAGACUACUUCAGUGUUCCUUAUCCUUUGCCUAAAAUUGAUCUCAUAGCGAUCGCUGAUUUUGCUGCUGGUGCCAUGGAAAACUGGGGCCUUGUUACCUACAGGGAGACAGCACUGCUAAUCGACCCCAAGAACUCCUGCUCGUCUUCCAGGCAGUGGGUGGCGCUGGUGGUCGGACACGAACUCGCCCACCAGUGGUUUGGAAACUUGGUCACCAUGGAAUGGUGGACCCAUCUGUGGCUUAAUGAAGGAUUUGCAUCCUGGAUCGAGUAUCUGUGUGUGGACCACUGCUUCCCAGAGUACGACAUCUGGACCCAGUUCGUCUCAGCUGACUACACCCGCGCCCUGGACCUGGAUGCACUGGACAGCAGCCAUCCCAUAGAGGUGAACGUGGGCCAUCCAUCAGAGGUAGAUGAAAUCUUUGACGCCAUUUCCUACAGCAAAGGAGCAUCUGUGAUCCGCAUGUUGCACAACUACAUAGGAGACGAGGACUUUAGGAAAGGAAUGAACGCCUAUCUUUUGAAGUUCCAACAUAAAAAUGCUUCGACGGAGGAUCUAUGGGACUGUCUGGAACAGGCCAGUGGAAAACCCAUCGCAGCAGUGAUGGGCUCGUGGACCAAACAGAUGGGCUUCCCAAUAAUAGUAGUGGACCAGGAACAGCAAGGUGACGACCGCAUCCUCAAGCUAUGUCAGAAGAAGUUCUGUGCCAGUGGACCACAUAAUGGUGAGGAUUGCCCCAACUGGAUGGUCCCCAUUAGUAUUUGUACCGGCGAGGACCCCAAAUGCACCAAGCUCAAGGUUCUGCUGGACAGACCCGAGACGACCAUCACCCUGAGCGGCGUCAGCCCUGAUCAGUGGGUCAAGAUCAACCCCGGCACUGUGGGCUUCUACCGCAUCCAGUACAGCUCUUCCAUGCUGGAGAGUCUGCUGCCGGGCGUCCGGGACCUCAGCCUGCAGCCUGUGGACCGACUCGGCCUGCAGAACGACCUCUUCUCUCUGUCUCGUGCCGGGAUGAUCAGCACGGUGGAGGUGCUGAAGCUGAUGGAGGCGUUUGUCAACGAGCCCAACUACACAGUGUGGAGCGACCUCAGCUGCAACCUGGGAGUGUUGUCCUCGCUGCUGUCCCACACCGACUUCCACGAGGAGAUCCAGGAGUUCAUCCGGGACCUGUUCACCCCCAUCGGCCUGGAGCUCGGCUGGGACAGCAAACCAGGGGAAGGUCAUCUGGACGCCCUGUUGAGAGGACUGGUACUGGGGAAGCUGGGGAAGGCAGGACACAAACCCACACUGGAGGAGGCCCGGCGGAGAUUCAGGGACCACGUGGAUGGCAAGCAGGUCCUUCCUGCAGACCUCAGGAGCCCGGUGUAUUUAACAGUGCUGAAGCAUGGAGACAGUGCCACAUUGGACACGAUGCUGAAGCUCCACAAACAAGCAGACAUGCAGGAGGAGAAGAACCGUAUUGAGCGAGUGUUGGGCGCCAUCUCUGCCCCCGACCUCAUCCAGAAAGUCCUCAACUUCGCCCUCUCGGAAGAGGUUCGUCCCCAGGACACGGUUUCAGUAAUCGGAGGCGUGGCAGGAAGCAGUAAACAAGGCCGGAAAGCUGCCUGGAAGUUUGUCAAGGACAACUGGGAGGAGCUUUACAACCGCUACCAGGGCGGCUUCCUCAUAUCACGGCUUAUCAAGCUAACAGUUGAUGGAUUCGCUAUUGACAAAAUGGCUGCUGAAGUGAAGAGUUUCUUUGAGAGUCACCCGGCGCCGGCUGCUGAGCGUACAGUGCAGCAGUGCUGUGAGAACAUCCUCCUCAACGCCGCCUGGCUGAAGCGCGACGCAGACGACAUCCACCAGUAUCUACUGCAGCGCAAAGCGCCCCCCGUCUGAGCCGCCGCCGCACCUCCCUGGCCGCCCGCCUCGC
This is a messenger RNA of Morone saxatilis (striped sea-bass), 2533 nucleotides long. It is a transcript of the gene npepps, whose product is annotated as aminopeptidase puromycin sensitive. Gene Ontology annotation, cellular component: cytoplasm. Lineage: Eukaryota; Metazoa; Chordata; Actinopteri; Moronidae. Gene Ontology annotation, molecular function: peptide binding; metalloaminopeptidase activity; zinc ion binding. Gene Ontology annotation, biological process: peptide catabolic process; proteolysis. The record is from RefSeq and is a predicted model, not a curated record.